Molecule: messenger RNA, 544 nt
Organism: Rubroshorea leprosula
Lineage: Eukaryota; Viridiplantae; Streptophyta; Magnoliopsida; Malvales; Dipterocarpaceae
Source: the annotation of a GenBank genome assembly
UGGGGCUUCGAAUUCUCUCUCUCAACCCAGAAAUUCCAAAUCUGUUCUGCUCUUUCUCCCUCUGUCCGCUGGCCUCUGCUGUGUGAGGUUGAGUUCGGUUUUUGGUAGCUCGUGAGUCCCCUGCAGAAUUGCCGCCGACUUCUUCCCUUCGCUAGGUCCGGUUUUGCAGCUGGCUGGAAAUUCUGGUCUUGAUUUGAGUCAAGGGUACCACAUAAUCACGACAAUAACCUUCGAGUUUAGUUACUUGUGUUGAGGCAUGAAGUUAUCUCCUGCUUCCCAAAUGGCCAUUGGGGAGGCCAUGUAUCUUGAGAUUGAUUUCCUUGUGAUAGUUGUGGUUGAUAUCAGGGUGGCGCAGCGGAAGCGUAGUUAGGCCAUGUUCUGUUCAUGGAUGGUUGGUAGAAUCUUUGUUUUGUCUUGGAUUGUGUGAAGCUAUUCACCAAUCGAAAUGAUCCUCAAUUUGAGUUUUGGAGACAAAACUCCUUUUUAGGAUGGGUGAAUGUAAUAUCCUAAAUUUUUGGGAAUUUUAUAAAUUAAGUUAGGGGAC